Messenger RNA from Acanthochromis polyacanthus (spiny chromis), 10980 nucleotides. It is a transcript of the gene scap, whose product is annotated as SREBF chaperone. The coding region runs from base 1040 to 5125 and encodes 1361 amino acids. Gene Ontology annotation, biological process: SREBP signaling pathway. Gene Ontology annotation, cellular component: Golgi membrane; endoplasmic reticulum membrane. Gene Ontology annotation, molecular function: protein binding; sterol binding. NCBI's taxonomy places the organism in Eukaryota, Metazoa, Chordata, Actinopteri, Pomacentridae. The record is from RefSeq and is a predicted model, not a curated record. The transcript is spliced from 24 exons.
UCACUGCACUGUUUUUCCCUCACUGCACUGUUGUAGGCAUGUGACUUUUAAAAUCUAACUUAAUCUGCAAGUCGUCUAUUUAAGCUAUAGAGACACACAAUGAUCUCCCUUAGUGAAUUGGUUCUUGCAGUGUGAAAUACUGUCUCCCACGUCUGUAGCUGUGUUUUUGGUUGCAGUUAAGUGCGCUGGGUUCUCACUUGGGAAGGUAUAUAGACGGUUCUUUGUUAGAUUAUUAUUUGCAUAGCAUACAAAAGCACUGGGUUAUUUAACUGAGACAUUUUCUGUGCUCUUGCCAUGAAUAUUCAUUUGUGCCAAGCUUGGUUUUUAGCAGAACAGUUAUUUGCAUUUCAGUCAGCCGUAGUAGUGGGUAUAUCCCAACAAGCAUCACUCAACCAUACAGAACAGACUUUCCAAACAGUUGCUGGUCACCUGCCAAAACGGCUAAAGAGAACACAAACUCACCAGCCUGAGAUUACUGCUUAACAGCACUUGACCUGUGGCUGGUGUUCAUUUUCAACCCUGGUUGUAAAGUUUUUCUAGUAAAGGCUCCCUCAGUUUUGCCAUGCUUUUGAGACAUAAAUGUCUUUGCUUCGUACAACCGGAAACAUAGACUAGAAAGCUGUGACCAGAGGAGGAGGAAAACAGUUGGGGGGUGGCCAUAGGGCCUAAGCCCUGCUCGUUGAGUUUCCGAUCAGCUCAAUCCCGGAUUAGUUCACUGACGGAGAUGCUGCUGAGCCUUUGCCAAAUCAGGUCUUGCAGCUACACCCCAUAACCCAACAGCAUGCAGUAACUGCACAGACAGCGGAGAGAUGGAGGCAUUCAUUGAAAGUUUUCCCUGGCAAGACAGCAAGUGGGACCAGGACCUGGCUGAGAGUGGACACUCCUGCAGAAACAGAGAGUAGAAAGGCUUUACUUCAAAACUCUCUUUUGACCUUUGUAGAGCCUAUUGUGCAAGCUUGCUGGGACACUGCUGUGUUUACUGUAUAGAGUAUUUAUAACAGCAGAUCAAGAGACUCCUGAGGCGAAUUCCUCCCAGGGAAUGUUUCCGUUGCUCUCAGGGGGACAAGCCAAGCAAUCGCACACUCUGCCUGAAUCACGAAGGGAGCACUAUGUUAACUCCAAGGCACAGAUUAAGCUAAAAAAAACCCGCACUGCUGCUUUCAAGGGACGUAAAUGGGUGCGAACCAGAGAGAUAAACUGGGCUCCCAUUAGCAGGUCCCUGGAUGCCCCGCGGCGCACUGUCCUCGGCCAGCAAGUGCUUCCCAAUGGCCGGGAGUUGACCACAUCCACUAAGAUGACGCUGCGUGAGCAGCUGAGAGAGAAGAUCUCGGCGGCCUUCUACCGCCAUGGGCUGCUGUGUGCCUCCUACCCAGUACCCAUCAUUCUCUUCACCUCCGCCAGCAUCCUCACCUGCUGCUAUCCGUUAUUGAGGCUACCCCUGCCUGGGACGGGUCCUGUGGAGUUCACCACAGGGGUUCGAGACUACAGCGUCCCUUCCCAUGAGCCUCAGGGAGACCUCGGAGAACGGCCUGACUGGUACCGAGGCCCGCCGGUUGCCUACAUCCAGCAGGUGUUGGUGAAGGCAGCAGUGUCUCCAUGGGACAGCAGCCUGGUGCCGGUGGACAUGUUUCGGUCACCGCUGGGUCGAGUCUUUAGUCUGCUGGAGGAGAUUCGCAACCAUGUCCACUCUGACAGUUCCGGCGUUCGCAGUCUGGAGACUCUGUGCCUCCAGGUGACAGACCUGUUUCCAGGGUUACGGCGGAUGCAGUCGGUGCUGCCAGAGCACGGCUGCCUGCUCGUCUCUCCUGGCAACUACUGGCAGAACCAGCGGGAGCUGUUCGACUCGGACUCUGACCUCCUCAAGACCAUCCAGAAGCACGAACCGAAAGGCCUGCACACAUCAGCGACACUGCGAGACCUGCUAUUUGGUGUCCCUGGGAAGUACACAGGGGUCAGUCAUUACAACAGGAAGAGGGUGGUGACGUACACAAUCACUGUGGUGCUGUCCAGCUAUGACGCAAGGUUCAUGGGCAGCCUGCGGGCCCGCCUCAAGCAGCUUCACCCGUCUGCCAACUGCAGCCUCGGAGAGGACCACAUGGUUCACGUCCACUUCAAGGAAGAGAUCGGCAUCGCUGAGCUCAUCCCCCUCGUCACCACAUACAUCAUUCUUUUUGCCUACAUCUACUUCUCCACACGUAAGAUUGACAUGGUGAAGUCUAAGUGGGGCCUGGCUUUGGCUGCUGUGGUAACAGUCCUCAGCUCUCUGCUCAUGUCUGUGGGACUGUGUACACUGUUUGGACUGACACCCACGCUCAAUGGAGGUGAGAUCUUCCCUUACCUUGUGGUGGUGAUCGGCUUGGAGAACGUCUUGGUCCUCACCAAAUCUGUGGUUUCCACCCCUGUUGACCUCGAGGUCAAACUACGCAUUGCUCAGGGCCUUAGUAAUGAGAGCUGGUUUAUCAUGAAAAACAUGGCCACUGAACUGUGCAUCAUCCUGAUUGGAUAUUUCACUCUGGUGCCAGCUAUCCAGGAGUUCUGUCUUUUUGCUGUUGUGGGGCUGGUGUCUGACUUCUUCCUGCAGAUGUUCUUCUUCACCACAGUGCUAUCUAUAGAUAUCCGCCGCAUGGAGCUGGCUGACCUGAACCGCCGCCUGCCAGCUGAAGCGGGUCUGCCUCCACCAAAGCCAGGGCCUCUUCGUACCCGUGAGGUCCCCCCUCCACCACGACCCUCCCCGCACACAAUCACCCUGCAGACCCCGGCUUUCAGAAACUUGCGGCUCCCCAAGAGGCUGCGUGUGGUGUACUUCCUGGCGCGCACACGCUUGGCUCAGCGCAUCAUCAUGGUUGGCACAGUGAUUUGGAUCGGUAUCCUCGUCUAUACGGACCCGGCAGGAAUCCGCACCUACCUGGCUGCACAGGUUUCUGAGCAAAGCCCUCUAAGCGACCCUGGAGGAGGCGGUCUGCCCCCUCACCUAGGGGUUGCCCCAGUUUUUCGUGGUGGAGAUCCCACGAGCACCUUGAGCCUCCACCCUGCGCCAGAUCCAACUCCCAUACCAGAGAACCAAUCACAGGGUCACCAUGAUUCAGCCAGGGCUGGUACACUCCACCAGGCCCCGCCUUCUGUGCCUCAGAUCACCUGGAGCGCAGAAGAUGAGGAAGGAUGGAGGAGAUUGUCCUUCAGGCAUUGGCCAUCGCUCUUCAGCUACUACAACAUCACUUUAGCAAAGAGGUACAUUAGCAUCCUCCCCAUCAUUCCUGUCACCGUACAUCUGAGCCCCCAGGAGGCCAUUGAGACACGCCACCCUCAGGAUACGAGACACCCACCACCACCCAUCCCCAAGGUUUCUGCAGAUUUACAGACGGACCUCACCCUCUAUAAGGUGGCAGCUCUGGGCCUGGCUGCCGGUGUCCUGCUGGUUCUGCUGCUCUUCUGUCUCUAUCGUGUUCUGUGCCCACGUAACUACGGCCAGAACGGUGUUGCUCACGGACGCCGGCGUCGAGGUGACCUGCCCUGUGACGACUACGGCUACUCGCCACCCGUCAGCGAGAUCUCACCGCUGCUGCUGAGGGGCCACAGUAUGGACAUCGAGUGUUUGGCUAGUGAUGGGAUGCUGCUGGCGAGCUGUUGCCUGGCCGGACAGAUCCGGGUUUGGGAUGCGCAGACCGGGGACUGCUUGACUGUCAUUCCAAACCACGGGCUGAGACGGAGCAGCAGCAGUGGUUGCUGGGAGCAGCGGGACGGUUGGGACAGCAUGAGCGCAGUCACAGAUUCGGAGUGUUUAGGUUCUGAAGGUCGAGACCCGUCCAUGAGCGGCGACGGCCUGUCAGAGGAUGAAGGCUACCCACUGAGACGCCGCACAGCCCCCACUAGGCUGACUCUGUUCACCGACCAGCCGGAUCUCACCCCGCUCAUCGACACCAACUUCACCUCCCAACCUCCCUCCCACCUCUCCACUCCACCCAGAGGAGGCUUCGACUUUGGAGGUUUAGUGGAACGUGCCUACAUGGAGCACGAGCCACCAUCGCCCUCUGCCUACCCCUCUCCUUCCUCAGCCUCCUCCUCACCACCUUCAGCUGCUCACCUCCAUAGGAGACCGAGCUUAGGGGAUGCAGUCACCCCAGUAGUACCAGAGAGGGCCUUCACAGCAGGGACGCAAGCGACCGCAGACUGGGAAAGCUCUGUUUGGGCCAUGGAGCUGAGAGGAAAUCUGAUAGCUGCUGGGAGGAGCAGCGGCAAACUGGAGCUGUGGGAUGCAGUAGAAGGGUCACUACGCUGCAGUAAUGAAGACGGCGUCUCUGGGAUCACAGCUUUGGCCUUCCUCAACAACAGAAUCGUGGCGGCUCGUCUGAAUGGGUCUUUAGAUUUCUUCACUGUUGAAAUAAACAAACCUCUUGGUUUGCUGCAGUACAGAGCCAAGGCUGAAGGUCCCCCUGGACGAAGCAGCAUGCCUCCAUCUCCCUGUUACAGCAGCGAGGAUGUGAUCAGCUGCCAGCUCACACGCUCAGUACAGUGUGCUCACCAGAAACCGAUCACGGUCCUGCGAGCGGCCGCCGGCAGGGUCGUCACCGGCAGCCAGGACCACACAGUCCGGGUUUAUCGUCUGGAGGACUCGUGCUGCCUCUUCACCCUUCAGGGUCACUCUGGAGGGAUCACAGCCAUCUACAUAGACCAGACGAUGGUUCUGGCGAGUGGCGGGCAGGACGGUGCCAUCUGUCUAUGGGACGUCCUGACAGGAAGCCGUGUCAGCCAUGUUUAUGGUCACCGUGGUGACGUCACCUCUCUGGUCUGCACCACCUCCUGUGUCAUCAGCUCAGGACUGGAUGACCUCAUCUGUAUCUGGGACCGCAGCACUGGGAUCAAGCUCUACUCUAUACAACAGGAGGUGGGUUGCGGGGCCAGCCUGGGAGUGAUCUCAGAGUCUUUGCUGGUUACAGGGGGCCAGGGCUGCGUCUCCUUCUGGGACCUGAACUUCGGCGACCUGCUCCAGACGGUCUACCUGGGCCAGAGCAGCGACGGUCAGGGGGUCCGGCAGCUACUCGUGUUAGACAAUGCUGCCAUCGUCUGUGACUUCGGUAGCGAGCUCAGCCUGGUCUACGUGCCGUCAGUGCUGGAGAAACUGGACUGAAGAGCGCCAGCGGCUGAUGUCAUUGGGAAAACUUCAGAACAUCCAGUUUUUGCUUUGUUUUGUUGUUUCUUCCUUUUGGUUGAGACGCGAUCCUUCGAUAUAAGGUGUAUACAAGGCUAUUUUUUAUGGCAGUGCCGAGUUUUUUUAUUUGUUUCUUUUUCGUCUGGAUAUAAGGAUGCAGUCUGCUGCAUUUUAACGGAGCCAUCGUCUUGACAUUAGCGAAGGUUAUGAGGUUCGAUAAAGAAAAGCUGGAUAUUUCUCAUUAAGGGAGAAUCUGUCGGUUCCCAGUUUGUGCUUUUUGUGUGCGCGUGUUUUGUGGCUCUGCCCUCUAUGCUGCUGACAUGGGUGGGGCUUUACUGUGACCCCCACCCACCCAGAGAGGGAGAUUUAAACAGUCUCCUUGUUUUUAAAUAUUCCUGCUGUGCCGUUCGCUCGACAGCGAAGUGCAGUGAGCUAAACUGAGCAGUUGUUUGUGUGCGUGUUGGAGACUGAAUGGAUAGUGAAUGAAUCUAGGGCCUUUUUAUGGCAUAACACUGCUGAGAACAAGAAAUUAUUGGUUAUAUGUGAAGUGUGUGUGAGGGAAAACUGAUGAUUACUGUAUAAAGUAAACCUCCAGAGGGGGCUGUUUUUAUAUGUAUAAAUCUAUUAUUUAUUAGCGAUACAUUUUGUUUAUGAAUAGCUAAUCCCAGCUCUUAAACAAGAAUAUAUUAAUGUGGAAACGAUGACUUUAAUGUAAGAACGUGUUGGUUUGGCAUCGUUGGGCUAUUGGUUGUGAAAGGAUUGUUUGUAAUAUUGAGCUGGAAACGCUGAAGUGUUUAUGGUUGUGGAGUUGGGGGCUGUCGGGGAAAAGGUUCCUCUUUUGUCCCUGCCUCGGCCUCUGAUUCUGGGGUUACUGAUGCUGUAUGAGGGGUCGUUCUGCUACACCUUCAUCAGGCUACCUCCAUUUUCCAAAUUGCUUGAACUUAGGAAGACAGACGUUGCUUUUGGCCAGCGUCAUGUUUACAUUGGAGACCAUAUUGUCAUAAAUUGUGCCCUUUGGAGAUUUUUUUUUUCCAUCAUUGUUGACUGUAACUGGCUUAACUUAAACUGUUUUCAAUCCAGGAUUUUUAAUUUUGGCCACAAACAAUGACAACAUUUCUGUACCUUAUACUCUGUGUCACUUUGAACAUAAGUACAUCUAGUCAUUGGCAUGUUGUUGGUGCAAGGUUAAGGAGUUGCUCUUGAAAUCUGUUCACCUCUUUCUGUAAUUUGUCAGUAAAAUAUGGAUAAAGGCUUCAAAUAAUGAAUCUAUCAAAACCACUCCUUGAAAACAUCUGUUGAAUAUGCCUAAAAGCUAAUCUCAGCUAGUUCAUUCUAAAAAUCUGGAUUAUGAAUGAUAAUUUCAAGAAUUUAACACUCCGUUUUAAAUAUACCUGAGAUUCGUAACUCACAUUAAUAAUCGACGAUAUGAUAAAUAUGAUCAUUUCUCUGAUUUGCUCACGAAAUCUUGACGAGAAUCCGGCAUGUCUGGUUCAUACUUAAAGUCAUUAGGAAAGUCAUGUUCUCCUUAAAACAUUUAAAAUGAAUUUCAGUAAUGCAAUGUAUUACCAAAAACAUUUCUUAAGCCACCUAAAAAAUACAAUAAAAAUCUUUCUAUCACACAGCUAUUUCUGCCAGGGAACUUAAACGGUUACAUUGCUCUCUUCAACGCCACCAAAUAUGGGAGUUGAUGUUUUAACACGUUACUUUGCAAACUAACGGUAACAAAUUACCAUUUUUGUCAAUAGAGUGGUGGCUUUGAAUAGGGCUUAGGGCAAUAUAAAAGAUUCAGUUCCCUGUCAGAAAGGGGCUGUCUGAUGGCAAGACAAAGUGGUGAAAAUAUUCCAAAUGUAGCCUACGCCAACACAGCAGCACCCCCUGAAGACUUUCUAUUUUCUGUUCUCUCACAGUGAACUUUGCAUUCCAUUUGAUGGUGUGCUGAUUCAGCACAGUGACAGUUCACUCUCAGAUUACAGUGAACUCUGCAGAUACUACAGAAAGGAGGGAUUGGCGUGAUGCAUUAUUGCUCAUUAUUUAUUUUAAAAGGCCGAUGUCCGACUGCAUCCAGCUGCUGGCUGUGAGCAGCUGUGAUGGUGAGGCUUUAGCUGGAUAUAUGAUCAUUGUUUGACCUUCAGCUGCUGCGGUUCAAUCUGUGGUGUUGGGGAUGUGUCCAGCUGUUACUCUGUGUUUGUUUAGGAGUUGAGGAAUACAGCAACACUCAACCAGCAGAACUAUUCCUGCAUGUAGCCAGUGUCACAACCAUUAAAACUGCUCUCUGUAGUUGUAACUGUAAGAGCUGGACUUUAUAUCUUGUAGACUAUAGACUGCUGCUGGCUGUGACUACAGAGAGUUGGUACAGCCUCAGCUGCACUCUGAAGAAAAAAGAAGUAGCUGGUUCAUCAGCUCUAUUACCGAUUGCUGUAUGACUGCAGCUUUGAAUCUCAGCAGUCACAGCUGAGGGUGCAGUGGCUCUCUGUAGUCACAACUAACAGAGAUCUAUGAGCUACAUGAUACUGUGGAAAUGUACAGCUCAUACAGUUAGUGAGAUCCAGUGCAUGCAGCUUCGUUCUCAACAGAACACUGACUACAUGCAGCAGUAGUAUAGCUGGCGGAGUUUUAUUAAAGUGGCUUUAUUCCUGACCGAAAUAAACAAACACAUCUGUCCCAGAAGAACCACAGAUUCAACUGCAGCAACAACUGAAGUCUGAAUGAUAAUGAUACAUCCACACACGGCAUCACAGCAGGCAGAGCAGCUGCGCACAACCAGCAGCGCUGUCAGAUAUAGGCUUUUUUAAAUGAAUAAUGAGCAGUAAAUGCAUGAAGCCUCACCUCAUGUCGCCUUUCUGUUGUAUCUGGCAGCAGGACUGGGGUAAACACUGCCUGUUUGUAUGGAACAUAAGAACACAUUUACAAGACAACACAAAACAAACUAAAAAUUAAGAAUGCGAUCUUGUAUGUCUAUGUUUUGGGGUUUUUUUGGUUGGUAAACUGCAUUUUCUUGCUGAUACCGUCCAUCUACUCUUGUCAGCUUUCUCAAACAACCCUAAGUAUCCCAGUAACCUCUUCCUAAUCUUCUCAGUGCCUGAUCUUCACCCCUACUUUACUCUGGAUAGCUGUUCAGAGAAUGUAAUCCCAAUGAUUUAAGACUUUUCCCUGACUGCCACCAACAACAUCCAGAAUGUAUUUUCUCCAAAUUAUCUACCAUCUACUGUAUCUGCAUCUACUGAAUGUAGUCUCAGAAGGUGUGAUGAAGAAAUCUGUUAAAGACCAGCGUCUAAACACUAAUUGAAUGCACUACUAACCCUCUCUGACGAACAUGCUCGCACGCAUUCUAGGCACUUUUGCAAACAUCGGCUUACAUACAGGAGAGGCGGUUGUAACUAGACUUGCCAACCAAGUUCACACCUGCAGCACUGGUAACCACACAUGUGAAGGACUACAGCACUGGUUCCUCUGGGAUGCAGUUACCAUUCGGGGAGCAGGCAGCUGAAAAUUGGGAUUUUUCACAACUUUAUUGUCAGUAUUCACAUUUGAAUAUUAACUUUUAGGACAAGCAUCCAUCUGGAUCCCACAGCAGCCAGUAAAGUAGCCUCCUUGGCAUUGUAGCGAUGCUCAUAUAUUAGCUCUGUGUUUUCUGUUGUGUAGUCGGGAAAUGUGUAGAUUUUAGAUUUUUUUAUGUUUUCUAUUCUAGCAAUGUGAAUCCAACUCAAAGUUUGACAUUUUGGAAGAUACACUUACUUUGAAAGAGCGAGCUAGGUAAGACUUUAAGAUUGUGACAAAGCAGACUUGGCAGCACAUGUAAAGCAUACCUGGCUGAAAAUUAUCAAGAAGUUACAAUACAGAAAGACUGUGUCUGAGAGAUUAAUGAUACAUUUAAACCAUUUCUGUCUUGACUCUUCAGUUUUAAUGUAUAUCUUUUGUGAGCUGUAGAAGUACUGAUUUUCUUGUCAUUUGACAGAACCAGACUAGCUGUUUUAAGGCGACAUUCUGUGGUGACAGGGGGCGCUGCUGCGUGGAGAUUACUCUGUACAGUGUUUGUUGGUAUUAACAUCCCUGGCUUCUACUUUUUUUUGCCUAUUUAAAUACUAAAUAUUUUUCUUUCCCAUGUAGAAUUCCUCAGAAAUGUGACCUUGAUUCUGAUGUGCUGCAGUUUAUCUGUACCUGGAUUUUUUUUUUAAAAGGAUGCAUUCACUAUUUAUUAGGUAAUUUCUGUUCCCGUCUUUAAAGAUUGAAUAACUCCAUAUAAAGCCACAUCAGGAGUAAAUAGGAGUACAUUAGAAUGAAGGUCACACAUUCUGUUCAGCCAAAAUAUACAGCAUGUAAAUAUCAAGUGGUCCAACAGCGCCCCCUACAGUCACACUUUACAAAUGUCACAGAAUAUGGUGGAACACAGCUACGAAUGAGUUUUAUCAAGAGAUGAAAGUAAGUUAAAUAUUUGCCAAAAUGUCAAACUUAUGGCAUCUAAUUAGUCUCAAAACCCACGCACAUAAAUACAGGUGUGUGCGCGAUACGAGCACAGAAAACCAUCGUCAUGAGGAAAUGUUUCUGCUCUGUGCACACAAAUGCAGUCCUACGAUAAAGAUUCGCUCCUCAAGUUUGCUUUUCAAACUUUGGAGGUGCAACAGUGGCUGAUAACUCAUUUGAUUGGUUAUAUGGUUGUUUUUCUCUACAUUUAUUUGACUUUAAAUUCUGAUUGAUUAAUUCAGAUGAAACUUAAUUGAUUCUCGGUUGAAAAUUUACAAGCUACACAAAAGUAAAAGUAAUUCAGAUCAGCUUCAUCUUUACAAGGGGCAACAUUAAAGUGAUGAACACAGUAAAUCAUCAAUAACAGUAAUAGACAAUGUUCUAUGGAUUAGCACUUCUACUUUUGGUUCUCUUAGGAAAUACUUUUGUGCUUUUAUUUAAAGGAAACUUUUAACGCAGGACUCCUACUUGUAACAGAAUGUUUCUGCAUUGUAGUAUUGUUACUUUUUCUUAAGAACAAGACCUGAGUUCGUGUUCACCACCAUCUGUUUCUCAAAAUGUAAAAGUUAACUUGGCUAGUGAGCGUAAAUCCGUCACAAGUAUAUAGGGAAGGUUGAGCUUACAGUCAUUACAGCCUCAUAGCCACUGGACUGCAUUUGUACACGCAGAGCAGAAAUACUCCCUUGCAAGGAUAGCUUUCUGUGAAUUUGUAUCACAUGCCUGGUUUUCAUCUGCACAGGUUUUGAGACUGAGUAACGGUUCCUUUACAGAGGGAAGGAGGGUUGGUGUGGCAAAUUCAAAUGCAUCUCAGCUUCUUAUGAAUGUUUUGGUUCAUAAUAAUAAUGGACUUGGCCUUUAAACAGUCUAUAUCCAGCAAUACUUCAUCAGGUAAUGGAUAUGGUUUUACCUGAUUUAUUUUAGAAAACCAUGCUCGUUGUCGCUGUUCAUACAUACCUUUUCAUCCUGUUGCUUUCAUUCACGCAGCUGUCUGUUGCAUAUCAAGAGUUAGUGGGGAAAAAGGCAUUUCUCCACGGUCGCAUCCUCACAGUAAAUGGCAGAAAUCUGAUGUUUGACACGUUGUGGUUCAUGUGUGAUCCUCCUCCAGCUGCUUAAACAAGUAGAAAUCAGAGUCUGCAUCACUUCAUUCUCACCAUUUAGACAGCUGUCAAGAAAAUCACAACUGUGGGAGAAAAUAAAACAUGCAGUCCACAAAUCCCCAGGUCUGCUCCUUUCCCCCUCCAGCCUCCUCCCCUCAUUGGCUGGCUACAAUCUACACAGGCUGUAGUAAUGAAGGUAACUUAUUUACUAUUUUGUAACACAAAAAUGCGCAAGACUUUGUACUAAUUUUCAAAUAAAGAGGCUUUGAUACCAGA